AUGCGAGUACCCGUAGCCGAAAGCGUCGGCGAAAUUGUUCUUCAAGUGUGCAGUUCCAUAAAUCGGCAACAGUAUCUACCCAAGAUGCCGACAAGGACGGAGCUCUCAAAUGUUUUCGACUCAAAUCUUCCGGAUUGUCAACCGUAUCUCUUCAAAGUCUGUCGCACUCCGAUUAGACCA
Messenger RNA from Cylicocyclus nassatus, 180 nucleotides. NCBI's taxonomy places the organism in Eukaryota, Metazoa, Nematoda, Chromadorea, Rhabditida, Strongylidae. The record is from the annotation of a GenBank genome assembly.